UAUACUAUAUUCUCUCAAAUGACGGUCACACAGUACUGCGCAUAAGUUGGCAGCACUGCACAAUGUUCGUGACAGCCGGCCGCAAUUUAUCCAGUUUUCUAGUGCGAAAUCGCGGUAUUGCAACAAACUGCGUAAGAAUGGCAAGCGAGGUGGAGAAGGCGCAAAGCGCCGCAGCCUCUGAAGACACUAUUUUUGGCAAGAUUCUACGCAAGGAAAUUCCAUGCAAAUUUAUCUACGAAGACGAGAAGUGUGUGGCAUUCAAUGAUGUAGCGCCUCAGGCUCCCACACAUUUUCUGGUCAUACCACGCAAGCCAAUUGCACAGCUUUCACUAGCCGAAGACGGCGAUGCCGAGUUGCUGGGACAUUUGAUGCUCGUGGGACGCAAGGUGGCCAAGGAUCUGGGACUCGAGAAAGGCUAUCGUGUGGUCAUUAACAAUGGACAACAUGGAGCACAGUCCGUCUACCAUUUGCAUUUGCACUUUUUGGGUGGUCGCCAAAUGCAAUGGCCACCUGGCUAAAAACAUACGAUUGCUUAACUAACAUUUAACAAAAAAGAGGAAUUGUUAACAACAAAAAAAGUAAUAAAAAAG
This is a messenger RNA of Drosophila albomicans, 590 nucleotides long. It is a transcript of the gene HINT1, whose product is annotated as adenosine 5'-monophosphoramidase HINT1. Gene Ontology annotation, cellular component: nucleus; cytoplasm. Gene Ontology annotation, biological process: purine ribonucleotide catabolic process. The coding region runs from base 63 to 518 and encodes 151 amino acids. The transcript is spliced from 3 exons. Gene Ontology annotation, molecular function: hydrolase activity. The record is from RefSeq and is a predicted model, not a curated record. NCBI's taxonomy places the organism in Eukaryota, Metazoa, Arthropoda, Insecta, Diptera, Drosophilidae.